This is a messenger RNA of Colletotrichum phormii, 1344 nucleotides long. RefSeq lists its product as uncharacterized. Gene Ontology annotation, biological process: transmembrane transport; metal ion transport. NCBI's taxonomy places the organism in Eukaryota, Fungi, Ascomycota, Sordariomycetes, Glomerellales, Glomerellaceae. The record is from RefSeq and is a predicted model, not a curated record. Gene Ontology annotation, molecular function: metal ion transmembrane transporter activity. The transcript has 5 exons. The coding region runs from base 1 to 1344 and encodes 447 amino acids. Gene Ontology annotation, cellular component: membrane.
AUGAUUCUGGCUCCACAGUGCUACGUGGAUGAGGUCACAGAACCAGUGAUACUCAUAGAUGUGAUGAGAUCGAAGUUGGGUUCUGGAAAAACUGAUACAGAAGUGACGUACAGGCGAUACUCAAACACGAAAGAAAUCAAAGAGUACUUCAGUAACCCGGGGAGCGAAGCUUUCAGAGACCGGUACAUAUCGAUUUGCCAGGCGCACUCAUGGGACCCCCUAGAGAUCACACCUUCGAUGCUGGAGUCUUUGACUGAAGUAUGCGGGUUGGGUUCUUCGAUCUAUGACUUGACCACCAGCUUUUAUCGGCGAGUUCGAGAAAUCGAGGAGACAUUCUGCAUCCCUUUGAUAGAAUGUACAAAUGAAUUAGCGUACACCAUGCGAUACCCGGAGUUAAAACCGAUGGGAAAUGAUUGGGUACUGCGACAGACAGGCAUCUAUCACAAGUUUGAUGCAGAAACAUCCCAAAACACCUAUGUCCUCCUAAGCCCAUCACCUGAUUCGAAAUUGAAGAAGCAGGCAGAACAUGACCUUCUCCACUGCUGUCAGACCGUUGAAAACGACUCAUUUUGGUUGCAUAAAAUGUUCCAAGAGACCUGCCUACCAAACUGGAGGAUGUAUAAUGCAAGUCUAGAGCGCAAGUUUCUGCCAAUGGCAGACACUGCGGCUCAUACCUUCAUUGAAGAGCUCUCCGUUUCACAAUACAGCCAUCUGACCGACCUCGCGGAUCUUGAGAAUCGAUUCCUACAGACUUCAAUUAUUCUCACCGCGUCUCAGGACGUUCUUGAAUGCCUGAUUGCAAUAUGUGCUGACAUGAGAGACACGAGCACAGACUGCAAGACACAGAUUCAGGUUUCGAAGCGUCGAUUCCAGCAUAGUCGGCGCGUGUGCGCUGCCGACCACAGAACGGCGACGUAUCUUCAUCAACGUUCCAGAACAACUGCACAGCUUUUAGCAAAUGCACUAUCGUUCCGCGAACAACUAGAAUCUAGAGCCCAAAACAGUAAUAUGCUGUCGCUGAAUAAGUCGGCUGUGUUUAUCACUACUCUCACGUUGCUAUACUUGCCGCCUUCUUUCAUCGCCACAUUUUUCGGGAUGAACUUCUUCGACCUAGACACGGACACGGGUCGAAUAGUUGGCAGUUCAAUGGUGUGGAUUUUCGUCCUUUGCUCGGGCAUUUUGACAGCGAUCACAUUCAUGGUCUAUCGCUUGCUUCUUAGUGGGGAUGUAAUGGCACGAAUUUCUGGAAAGACGAAGCGAAUACAUGUAUGGUGGAGGCACUGUGUCUGGUAUUUCAGGCGAAGAAAAGCUGUACACGGGGAGAAGGUGCAUGCAAGUGUAUGA